Symbiodinium necroappetens is the source of this 363-nucleotide messenger RNA. The record is from the annotation of a GenBank genome assembly. Lineage: Eukaryota; Dinophyceae; Suessiales; Symbiodiniaceae.
AUGGAGUCCUUCAAGGCCCUUCUAGCGGGCGACACCGAUGAAGAAAAUCAGCCCGACAUCGUGCAGCUGAGUGGCCUGGUUCCACCGUUGCAGAUCGACACAGCUCAGUGCACUAUGGUCAUCAUCAUGCCCCGAAACAAGACUGCUGGCGGUGCAGUGGACCACAAGGAGAUGGUGAACGACCCUCUGAGCAAAGCCAAACGUAUCUUUGACAUUCUCAGUAACGAUGAAAGUUGCAAGACCUUGGAGAAGCUAGAGCGCAUCAAGUCGGACACGCCCAUGAGCAUGGCAGACUACCAGGCCGACGUUCGCAACCGGCUGCUCGAAAUUCUCGAGUCUUCUGGUCUCCAGGCGAGGACUCCA